GAGUGGUUGAGCAGCAAGCACGCAUGUUAUAAUUAACUUUAGCAGGAACAAUGGCAUCAAGUGUAAUUUUGACAAUAUUAUCUACUAUUCAUCAAAUCGUUGUAUUUAUUGGAAGAUAUGUAUUCAAGAACUUUGUGUAUGGCGAAAAAGGUGAAAAAGUUCCGCCUAUAAAUAAUCCUCUUUUAUUGGAAUCUGCAACAUCUUUGGCAAGAAAAAUCCGAACACGAGAAGUGUCCAGUGUUGAGGUCAUGACAGCUUUUAUCGAACGUGUUAAGGAAAUAAACCCCAUUAUAAACUGCGUUGUUGACGAAAGAUUUUCAGAUGCAUUGAAGGAAUCUGAAGAAGUUGACAAGUUCAUUGCCAGCGGUGCAAUGUCAGAAGAGGAGAUGGAACAAAAAAAGCCAUUCUUAGGCUUGCCGAUUUCCACAAAAGAUUCGAUUCGAGUAAAAGGAAUGAUAAAUACCGCUGGAUGCUUUCAUAGAAAAGAUAUAAUUGCUGAUAAUGACGCACCAGUUGUUCAAAAUAUGAAGAAAGCUGGAGCAAUAUUCUAUUGCCUUACAAACGUUCCAGAAUUGUGCAUGUGGUUCGAAAGUAAUAACGAAAUUUUUGGCAGAACUAGGAAUCCUUAUGAUACAUUCCGUAUUUGCGGUGGCUCAUCAGGUGGAGAAGGUGCAAUUCAAGCUGCUGGAGCUUCUCCAUUUGGAAUUGGAAGUGAUAUUGGUGGAAGUAUUCGAAUGCCUUCAUUUUUUAACGGUAUUUUUGGACAUAAAACAUCAAGGCAUAUUGUUUCAAAUGAGGGACAGCAUCCUUCAGUUCAUACAGCAGAGGAAGAGCAUAUGCUAGGUAUAGGACCGAUGUGUCGUUUUGCAAGUGAUCUUAAACCGAUGUUGAAACUAUUGGCUAAAGAGGAAAAGGUAGCUUUGUUGAGAUUAGACGAACCAGUUGAUGUUAAAAAAAUUAAGGUUUAUUAUCAAGAGAAUGAUCUUGGUGGAGAUUUUGUCACACCAGUUGAUAAGGAUAUUCAAAUUGCUCUUAUGAAGGUCGUUGAUUACUUCAAGAAUAGUCUAAAUUUGGAAGUAACCAAGACACACAUUUCUCGUACCAAGAACAAUAUACCAAUGUGGCUUGCAAAUAUGAGUUGCAGAGGAAGUAUUCCGUUAGCUCAGCAAAUCUCACCUAAUCCAAGCCAAAAAGUCAAUCUUUAUUUAGAGCUAGUUAAAAAGCUGUUUGGAAAGUCCCAUCAUACAUUAGCAGUAAUAUUGACGGCUUUAAAAGCAGAAUUUGGAGUUAAAGCAGACACACCUGAACAUAAGUAUCUUCAAGAAGAACGUGAUAAAACUAUUGAAGAUUUCCAGGAUAUUUUAAAAGAUGAUGGUAUUUUCUUAUAUCCAUCACAUGCUUCUGUUGCUACAUAUCAUAGUGAAACAUUAUUAAGACCACUCAACUUUACCUAUACAUCACUUAUCAAUUUAUUAGGCAUGCCAAGCUGUAACAUUCCCUUAGGAUUGGGUCGUGAAGGAGUUCCCGUUGGAAUUCAAGUUGUCUCAAAUUACAAUAAUGAUCGAUUGUGUUUAGCUGUUGCUUGCGAAUUAGAAAAGGCAUUUGGUGGAUGGGUAAAUCCUAAUCCAUAAAGUAA
Chironomus riparius is the source of this 1636-nucleotide messenger RNA. Lineage: Eukaryota; Metazoa; Arthropoda; Insecta; Diptera; Chironomidae. The record is from the annotation of a GenBank genome assembly.